This is a messenger RNA of Camelina sativa (false flax), 1660 nucleotides long. RefSeq names its product UDP-glycosyltransferase 84A1. Gene Ontology annotation, molecular function: quercetin 7-O-glucosyltransferase activity; quercetin 3-O-glucosyltransferase activity. Lineage: Eukaryota; Viridiplantae; Streptophyta; Magnoliopsida; Brassicales; Brassicaceae. The record is from RefSeq and is a predicted model, not a curated record.
CUUUGCAUGUCUUCUUAAAACAAUUGUUAUCAUAGUUGAAAGAUGGAUAUAGAAUCUUCUUCUUCACCUUCAAAUCCAAUUCACGUAAUGCUCGUGGCAUAUGUAGGACAAGGCGGCAUCAAUCCUCUUCUUCGUCUUGGCAAGCUAAUCGCUUCAAAGGGACCACUCGUUACUUUCGCCAUUCCAGAGUAUCAGUUGAGUAAAAUGAGACAAGCCAACAAGAUCGUCGACGGGGAGCUUAAACCGGUUGGUUCUGGUUCAAUACGAUUUGAGUCUUUCGACAAAGAAUGGACAGAAGACGAUGUCCAAAGAGGUAGUAUCCCUUUAUACAUUUCACAUCUCGAGAAUAUCGGAAAACGUGACCUGUCUGAACUCGUGAAAAGAUACAAGAAAAAAAACGAGCCCGUCUCAUGUCUAAUCAAUCAUCCCUUCAUUCCAUGGGUUUGUGAUGUGGCGGAAGAGUUCAACAUUCCUUGUGCACUUCUCUGGGUCCAGUCUUGCGUUUGCUUCUCUGCUUACUACCAUUACCAAAAUGGCUCUGUUUCUUUCCCAACAGAGAAAGAGCCUCGGAUUGAUGUUAAGCUCCCAUAUGUUCCUCUCUUGAAACACGACGAAAUCCCUAACUUUCUCCAUCCUUCUUCUCAAUUUGCCGCAUUGCGACAAGCGAUUCUUGGACAGUUCAAGAAUCUGAGGAAGCCCUUCUGUGUUCUAAUUAAUUCUUUUGAUGCUCUCGAACAAGAAGUGCUGGACCACAUGUCUACUUUAUGUCCAAUCAAAGCUAUUGGACCACUUUCUAUAUUCGCUAAGGCGGUGAACUCUGUUGUAAGUGCUGACAUGUGCAAACCAUCAGAUCAAUGCCUUGACUGGUUAGACUCAAGACCAAAAUCAUCUGUUGUCUACAUUUCUUUCGGGACGGUUGCAUACUUCACGCAAGAACAAAUGGAAGAGAUCGCUCAAGGAGUUUUGAAAUCGGGUUUAUCCUUCUUGUGGGUGAUUAGACCUCCACAAGAAAUACUAAAGCUCAAGACUAAUGUAUUGCCUCAAGGACUACUAGAGGCGACUAGUAGAGGUAAAGGAAUGAUUGUGGAAUGGUGUCCACAAGAGCAAGUCUUGGCUCAUCCUUCAGUAAUGUGCUUCGUCACUCAUUGUGGAUGGAAUUCGACAAUGGAAGCUUUGUCUUUUGGAGUUCCGGUGGUUUGUUUACCGUUAUGGGGAGAUCAAGUCACCAACGCAGUUUAUCUCAUUGAUGUUUUCAAGAUAGGAGUUAGGCUUGGGCGUGGAGCGAUGGAGGAUAGAGUUGUGCUGAGGGAGGAAGUGACAGAGAAGCUUUUGGAAGCGACAGUUGGGGAGAAAGCGGAGGAGUUGAGGAAGAAUGCUUUGAAAUGGAAGGCGAAGGCAGAAGCCGCAGUGGCUCCUGGAGGAUCAUCAGAUAAGACUUUAUGCGAGUUCAUGGAGAAAGUUAGGUGUGGGAGUUUCAAAGGUUAAAGUGACUUAAUUCGUAAGAAAAGUCCAACAUGUAUGCAUACCUUAUUAAUUUUUGAAAACGUGUUGUUGGGUCUGCAAGAGAGAAUGCGCGUGAGAUAAUAAUAAUUGAGAGACAUACAUGUACUACCAUUUAUUAAUUUUAGGAAUGGAAGGAAAGUGGAUUGAUACAACGAAA